Molecule: messenger RNA, 6668 nt
Organism: Ixodes scapularis (black-legged tick)
Lineage: Eukaryota; Metazoa; Arthropoda; Arachnida; Ixodida; Ixodidae
Product: kin of IRRE-like protein 1
Exons: 12
Coding region: 584-2701 (705 amino acids)
Biological process (GO): cell-cell adhesion
Cellular component (GO): cell-cell junction
Molecular function (GO): cell adhesion molecule binding
Source: RefSeq, a predicted model, not a curated record
GUUCUCCGGCGGGACCCAGCGGCAAGAUCGGGCGGCGUGGCGGGCAGGCGCUUCCCUCGCGCGGGACUUCAUUCGUUGGCGCGCCGUGCCAGCGACCGUAUCGUCCACGUUCUGACGCCGUCACGCUCCGAAGCAGAGGCGCGGAAUUCCGUUGACAGCCCCCUCGGUCCGUGUCCUGUGCUCGCUGCGUGGUGCCGCUUAGUUCCCCGUCGCAAGCCGUGGUUGUGGCCGCCCCGACGACGAGUUGACGUGCGAAACCUCCUGUGGGUGUUAGCUAGUUCUUUCGGAGUUUCUGACGCUUCUUGUUAUUGUCCCAUGUGGUUACUGGCGCCAACGUUCCGCAUCGGUGUAUCGUGAGCCGCUACCGCGCACGCGGCUGUGCCCAGGGAGAUACCGCCAGAUCGUGCGCUUAUUUCCGCAUUUUGUUUGUUGCUGUUGUUAUAAUUUCGUCCGUGUCCGUGUGCUUUUUUUCGGCGGUGGGUGUGUACUCUACCACGUCGACGACUGCGGAGACAAGAGUGAGAGAGCAAAGGGAUCCUAAAGGAGUGUGCUUUUGUAUUUAGUGUGCAUCGACUCAAAGAAAAUGGAAUCACGAAAGCAGCAAGAGCGGCGGCUCGUCGGCCUCUGGAUACUAUACUCACUCGUCUGUGUCAUAGGCACGGUGGCGAGCGUGCAGGAGUUCGAGGUGACGCCAAGCGACACAGAGGUGAACCCGGGCAACGCUGUGACGCUGAGGUGCAAAGUGCGGAACCGUCGCGGCGAGUGCGUCUGGCUCAAGAACGGCUACGCGCUGGGCCGCAUCCCGGACAAGUACGACUUCGAGCGGGAGCCGCAGGACGGCGACUGCUCAGUGCAGAUCCGCAAGACGACGCUUGAGGAGGACGACGGCUCGUGGCAGUGCCAGGUGACAAGGGCAUCGCUGCAGGACGCGCCCCUCAACUCCAACGAGGUCAAGCUCGUCGUGCGAGAGCAACCGCACCCUCCCCGGCUGGAAGAAGGCACGAACCCUCUGCCUCCCGGCGGCCACUUCAAGACGAAGGCCGGCGACCCUCGGAGGUUCCAGUGCGUGUCUCGCAAGGGGAACCCGCCCGCGUCGCUGCGCUGGUACCUGGACUCGCAGGACGUGUCCCACCUGGCCAACCAGACCAACCAGACGGACGUGGAGAAGCGCGGCACCUGGCAGGCCCUGUCCGUGUUCGACUACACCUUCGUCAAGGCGGACAACCGCAGGGAGCUCAAGUGCGUCGCCUACCACGGCGCUUACGAGGAGGGACCUGGUACAGGAGGCCCGGGACAUCGGGACGUGGCCGUCACGCUGGACGUCAUGUAUCCACCAGAGAUCAAGUACGAGGGCAACCCCCGAGAGGAAGUGGAAGAGGGUGCGUCGCUGACGCUGAGCUGCGUGUCGGACGCCAAUCCGCCGGCCAACAUCGUCUGGCGCAAGUCUGGUCAGUCGAGCAUCUACGACAUCAGCCACAGCAUCCACUUCUCCAGCAUCCAGCGCACGGACUCCGGGGUCUACAGCUGCUCCGCCAAGAACGACUUCGGAGACAGCCCCGAGAUACAGGUCACUGUCAACGUCAAAUUCCGGCCGAAGAUCAUUCGCGUGGAGCCCCCGUCAACGGCCACUUUCAACGUCGGCGAAGUCAUGGCUCUCAACUGCGUGGCUGAAGGAAAUCCUGUCCCAAAGAUCAGUUGGCUACAGCAGAGCGGACGGGACCCCAACAUCUGGAACAUUCGGGGCCGGAACGCGACGCUGGUCAUCGCGAACGCGUCGUACAGCCACCAGGGCGUGUACCGCUGCGAGGCCUCCAACACCAUAAGGAACCAGCCGUACAGGGUGCAGUCGCAGGAGAUACGCAUCGAUAUCCGAGGUCCUCCCGAGGUGCUGACGGAGAGCAGCAAGACGCGUGACGUGGUGACGGCCAACAAGGAGGAGGACGCCACCAUCACGGUGGUCUUCUGCUCGGACCCCAAGCCCAUCGAGGCCAUCUGGGGGUGGGGCUCCUACAAGCUCAAGACGGGGAACUCCCUGGGACGCUUCGUCGCUGAGCCCCUCCUCGCGGAUGAAGAACUCGAGGACUGCUACGAGUCGCGAUUGGUGAUCCAGAGGGUGGAAAGCGACGACUUCAGGAAGUUUACUCUCUUCGUAGACAACGGCAAAGGAAAAGCUUCCUACUCUGUGGCCUUAGAAGUUAAAGAGCCGCUGUCUAUGACGCUCGUGAUCGGCAUCACCGUCGGUGGCAUCCUCUUCAUCAUCGUCUUCCUAACGAUUUUCGUGUACCUUGUUCGGUCAGAGAAGAUGUGCUUCAAGCGUCGUCACCAGUUCAGUCCUGACGGAGAAAGCGACUUGGGCAGCGCGGGCUCGCAGGGCACGCCCCUGACCGAGAAGGUAAAGCCCGGCGGCAACGGCGCCAUUCCGCCGGACGCUCUGUACACGUCGGCAGGCAAGGCCAACGGAGCCAACACCAACGGAGCCUCCAAAGGCACGUCCAGUACCGAGAACCCGCAGUACGAGAACAUGAAGAAUGGGCGGCCCGAUCCUCCUCCGAGGACAGCCGACGGCAGCAUCGUGUACGCCAGCCUCGACCUGGGUCCGCCGACGGCGCACCCGACGAACGGCGUCCGCCCGAACCCGGCCGAACGUACCGAGUACGCCGAGCUCCAGUUCCAGCCGUCGUCGGACCACGCGUCGCUGUGAAGUGUGGUGCCUCCCACGGGCGGCAGCUGUUCGGGACUGCCGAGACAACGUCGGCAGCGAGAAGUCUUCGGGUGUACUUAGGGAAGGAGCCGAGACCGUGGCUGGAAGAUGGCCGUCCAUUCUCAAACCGUCUCGCCGACGUGGCCUGUGCCUGCCGAUGAACUCGGACUCGUUAGUCUGCCCAGCGAUCUCUGACAACGCACACGGACUACAAAGCGAACGUGCGUGAAGCUGGUGGUGCGUGACGUCGGUACGUGUCGGCGCAUGCGUAGCGCAGCUUUCACCUGCAGCUGUCGUCUUCGUUUCGACCACGUCCCGUGAGAACGACGAACGAGAAACACCGUUCGCAAUUGUUUUAUCCACUUUUUAAGCGUUCUACUUUACUCUAGACCGUCCCGGAUGGGCCGCAAAAUAAUGCUUUUGUAGGCAAUUGAACGAGCGGUGCUUGCGUAGACCAAGGGCUCUAAGUCAGACAAUCGGCGAGAAAAGUAGGCGAAAGCGCCGACCUUUCCGCCGAGUAUACGACUUGGAGGCCCAGGUCACCGAACGACUGGUUUUGUUUUUGUCUGCAGACUAAACUUCGUUCAUUUUCGUGCUAGGGGUACUAGGCUAUUGGCAGCAUGCACGCUUAGAUACUGUUUCCCACAGGUUGUGUUCAACGUUGUGAGUACACGGCACCGUGGUCGCGUUUUUCGAUGCGCUUUCUUUUGCAGUCAUCUUCAAGCGAGACCUUGGUGCACGAUGAGAGCGAAACUGCGGGACAAUGCAAACGUGGGUCUCAAACUGCGACUUGCGGCUAUGCUGUGUCAUUUUGCGGUUAUUUUCCUCAGUUGAAGGCAUGCGGUGCAAAACUAACAUGUUGAAGCGGGCUAUUUACUGCGCACGAUGUUUGAGAUGAAAGAUAAACUAAUUUGGCCUGGGCCAGCGAUUGCUUUUCACAAAAUCCAGCGAUUGGGUCACUUUUCUUGGCGCAGUACGUGUUCGCGCUGUUGCUUUUACUAUGUUGUUUACUCCGUGGGGGACAGACUUUCAAGUUUCAUUUUUUUUGCCCGACAAGAAAUGGCAGGUUGACUUUUGCGUCUCCCGUAUCUUCAGUGUGUAAGAAUGAUCGGUUGUUUAUUUUUUAUUGUGGAAGACGUUGUAGGACAAACUGCAUUUCCAGUAUCACGUUCCAUGUGUCUUCAAAUCUUAUUUUUAUUAAUAUCAUUCUUUCUUAUCUUUCAGGAAGUCGGUCCUUUCCUGUAUAUUUUUGUACGGUCAGAAUUUUACUCUCUCGCGAUGUUAUUUCUUCCUGUAUAUGGUAUACUAUCUCAUGUUUUGUUGUAGCGUCACGGUGAGAGAAUUCCAGGAUGUUCUUUUUCUUACUUUUAGUAUACUUUUAGUGUACUAGCGUGUUGUGCUUUUAAAAUUAAUGGUUUUAUAAGUGUGUAUUUUUUUUAGCCGAACAAUGAUAGUCAGCUUCCGAUGUGCCUACUUCCUUGACCACUGGAGAAACAUUGGAGAAAGUGCUGGAUGUAGAGAGGUUCAUUUUUUGCGCUCUGCUCUACACACAGGUAUUUCAGCUACGCAAAGACUAUGAGAAGUCUUUUCCUGGCGAAUGGAAGAAGAAACUAGUUUUAGGUUCUUUUCGGCCAUUUGUAGAGAAGUGACCCAUUCACUUGCCCUCUUCCGUCCGUCAUUACAAAACGUAGCAUGAGCGAGAUAAUACAGCGCACAGAACAAGGAGGAAGAGAAAAGGUCAGGAAGAACGAAAAAGCGCUGAUAAAACAACGCUCUUUCGCCCUACCUGUCUUCUUUCUCCGUGUUCUGUGCGCUGUUUUAUCAUGUUAAGGUACCAACUGGCUCAAAUCCCUACUUUACUUCCAGACGUAGGCACACGUUGAUCGAGAUCGAUGCAUUGAUUGGGUGUGUGCAAGAGCUGGGUUACCCUUCGCAACGCACUGUCGUUCGAUCGUUGCGUCGCGUUGUUAUUACGUCGGAAAAACGUCUGACGUCUAAUUGUGUGUGUAGAGUGCAGGUUGACUUGGUACAACACAAAACACUGAGCUUUGAUUUUUUUUUUCUUGCUUUUCUUUCGUAGCUAUAGGCUCUUCUAAAAAGACUACUGCAGGCAGAUGUGGUAAUGUCACACAGCGACAUAGGUUGUAAAAAAGUAUUCGUCGUGGCCAAGUUGUAAAAUCUUCAAUACAAAAAAAAAUAUAAACUUUUGUCUUUGCGUUACUAUGUGUGGUGUGGUGUGCCUCUUAUGGACAAAAACUAGACGCUUUUUAUAUUUUUAUUGCCAAGAGAAACACUAUACUUACCUGACCUGAAAUUGUCUGAUAGGAACGUGUUACUUCGGAGACUCUUAAUCGCGGCGUGGCACGUUCUACCGUCUCGAUAUCUCAGGGGACUUUGGUGGAUCUCUCCGCUAUAUCCUCCAAUGCCUCACUAAGUGUCUACAUACCAACGGAAUGUUCAGAAACAGGCGCGUCUUUUAAUGGGAGCAGUGGAAACUGUGCAUGUGCAGAAAUCGAUUUAUUGAAGAAUGAGGCAUGUGUGCGUACCCCGAGAACCAGAGUCAGUAGCUUGUCUUACGCCAACAAGACUCUAGAUCUGCUAUUCCACAUACACACUACGUGGCACACAUGCGUUGUACGAAAUAUCAUAUUACGUGUACUGUAACUCCCGUUCUAUCCCUGAUCCUUCCUCUCACAAGUCUCUCAAAUAUUUUUUCUUAUUUUGGUGUUUGUUUACGAUUUAUGGAUCAGUUUUCAUGUUACGAUAUUAUUUUUGGACGUGGUUGUUAGUUACGUCACCUUUGUCUUGUCUGCCGUAAUUACUGUUUAUGCGGGACCGUCAAGGCACGAGCCUCUUUCGUUAGAGUGCAACUCCCUUUGAAAACGAAACUAAAAUAAAGGGCUGGUGUUUCUUUAGUGGCACGAGAUAUGAUCACAGCCGUAAUAUUACGUCAAAGUGAAGCCGCGUACUCCACUAAAAGUUGAUUUUAAAGAUGGGACGAGCUGUUCUUCAGCGGGCAGCAAGCGGGUUAGCUUUUAGUCAAGGAACACUGGCGCAGCACCCUUGUGACGUGACAGCGCGGCUCUAGGGCUCAUGACCAGUGUUGCCAUCCGUCUAGCAGAUAGUUUCGGUUUUGCCGUAGAUGCCCGGAACCAAAUUUUGAGCCGUCAUAUUUAUAAAACUAGACACGUUAUCGAAAAAAAAUGUAAUUUGGUAACACUGCUUUAGCUGAAAACAGUCGUAAUCCUAAAUUCAAAGAUAUUUACCGGAGUUGCCCUUUAUUGUUCGAAAUAUUAAGUUUAGAAAAACUGCGCUACUCGAGAUUGGUAUGUGUACAUGCCUCACAAAACCUUUAUGCAAAAGAUUGUUUGCCGGUCGUGAGUCCGCUUUUUUUACGUCACAAUAUUGCGCAUGUGUUUGCGUGUUUGCCAAGGUGUCUGUACGUAAGUGUAUAGGUUUGAAUGUGAAGCACCGUAGCUCUAGAGUCGUUUAAGCCUGAAGUCAAUCUUUAAACAGACACUCGAAGCAGUAUGAUUUUUGUUGAUGUUUUUAUUUUUCAGGGAGGCGUGAGCACAAAUAUCUGUAGUAUUGUACUGCCGACAUGGACUCCCAAGCACGUUUGUGUUCGUGUCAGUAUGUGCGCAUGUGUGCGUGUUUGUUGCCGUUGUCGAAGUUGAUGAUUGACUGAUAAAGUGUCUUUAUUUUGCCUUUGCGACUCACUCUCGCCAUAAGGCAUCAGUGAAGGCUAUCAUUGUUUAUUGCUGCCAUAUUGCGUCGGUAUAUGCGUCACAAACGCAUUUAUUUCUAAGAAGCAGUACUUAUCUGAUUGCAUUGCAGAAGGCACUUGUGUGUCGCGCAAGGAAGCAAGUCUACAUCGAAGAAUGCUAUUGCUUGAUGGUUGUGUGCUUGUCUGCACCAAGGACACCGUUUGACCCGGUAAUAAAAGAUUCUGGUUGUAGAUGCAUUA